Drosophila kikkawai is the source of this 9092-nucleotide messenger RNA. It is a transcript of the gene RhoGAP19D, whose product is annotated as Rho GTPase activating protein at 19D. Gene Ontology annotation, molecular function: protein binding. The record is from RefSeq and is a predicted model, not a curated record. Gene Ontology annotation, biological process: signal transduction. Lineage: Eukaryota; Metazoa; Arthropoda; Insecta; Diptera; Drosophilidae.
UGCUCGCGACAUCGAAGCAAGAAAAUCGAGUGGAAAGCGGAGAGAGAGAAGUAAAACAAAAAAGCAAAAAAAACAGCGAACCUGCACACAUUUAAAUUAAUUAAAUGCCUAAAUGCUGCAACCGAACGCGUGUGCCAGUGCGAAAUUAGUUGGAAUCUACAAAUCAACGUAAUACCCGCAAAAGUGUCGCGUGAAUUUUUUUCUUGUGAAAGGAAAAGGCAAAGUGUUAAAAAAAUUUGCAAGAACAGCUACAAUGACAACAACAAAGAUGUGCAACAAAAUAAUAAAUCCAGAAAUAUAAUUUUAAAAAACUAAAUAAGCGAAGGAAAGCUACAAGAAGUAUACGAAUUUAAUUGCUGCUUUUUGCUUGACUUCCACUUAGAGAAGUUGAAAUAACACCGUUGGAUAUAGGACAAUUCCAGUCAAAGAACGCAUUAAUAAGAUGCUUACCCCUCCGUUACCACAAUUGAUCGAUCGCUUGAUCAUUGAUCACACAGAAUAAACAGUAUUCUCAGUACUAUGGUAAUAACAAUCGGUACGAUGGGCCUCGUGCCGCCGCAACCACAUCGAAAAUUUGCAAUGCAUCAUACCAAGGAGUAGAUGAAAAAUCCCCAAGAAUAUUAUAUAUGAAGUAAAUAUAUAAUAUAAACAGUAAAUAUAUUAAGUAUAUAUAUCGGUGGAUAAGGAAAGGGGAAGACCCAGAGGUGGAUGAAGAAGGAGGAGCACCCACACCCACCGCCGCACAAAUGAGGAUGCCACCAAAAGGUUGACCGCCUAAAUAAAAUAUUUUAAAAAAUAAAUACAAAACUUAUCUUAACCGCACGACAAAUUGGAAAAACAAAAACAACUGAAACCACCAAAACCACAACAGCAGCCACCGAAAGAGAAAGAGUGCUAAAACAAAGAGAGAGGAGUACACAACAAACAAUAAACAACAAAAAAAAAAAAAAACAGAAAAAUAAAUACAAUAUAAACUAGCAACAAAAUGUUACAAAACUCAAACGCCGCUGCCGCAGCGCAGUCAGCAGCACAGGCAGCCUCAGCGGUGGCCACACCGGCAGCAGCGGUGGCAGCGGCAGCGGCGGCGGCAGCAGCAGCCGCAGCCAACAAUGCCGCUCUGGCCGCUUCCUCCAUCCAGCCGAAGCUCAUCGUCAUCUGCCGGCGACCAAAUCAGGGAUUUGGAUUCACGCUGCGCCACUUUAUUGCCUAUCCGCCGGAAGAUGAUGCCGCGGCGACGGCAACUGCCUCCUCAACGGCCACGUCCAGCUGGCCACAGGAAGCCUCCAGUUUGGCCGGCAGCAGCAGCAGCAGCAGCGGUGGCGGCGGCGGCGGAAUCACCGGUUUGGAGCCAAUGUCUCCGACGUCGUUGACGUCGCUGCCGCCGUACCAAGUGAAAGCGAUGGAGACCAUUUUCAUCAAAGAGGUGCAGGCGAACGGACCGGCCCACCUCGCCAACCUGCAGACGGGCGACCGCGUGCUGAUGGUUAACAACCAGCCCAUCGCUGGCAUCGCCUACAGCACCAUCGUCUCGAUGAUCAAGCAGACGCCGGCGGUCCUCACGCUGCACGUGGUGCCUAAGGAGUGCGAUGUCCUGCAGAUGCACUACACGAGCAUUGCCCACACGCCGGAGUCGAACCGCCUGACCAUGUCGACGCACUCGCCCUCGCCCUCGCUGCUGGCCAAUGGCUCCCACAAAACCACAUUUCCAUCGGCAACAUCGGUGGCAGCAGCAGCAGCAGUUGCUCCUCCUCCUCCUACUCCGCAGCAGCAGCAGCAGCAGCAGCAACAGUUGAUCUCAUAUCCCGCUGUUGCAGCCGUUGCUACAUCAUCGCCGGCAGGAUCGCCGCAUUCCAAUCCCAAUAUCCAGACCCAUCAUGCUGCAUCCUUGCACGGAGGCAGUCGAUCGGGUAGCAUAACCAGCACUGCUAGCGGCGGAGGAAUCACUAUCCUGAGUAAGCAGUUCUACCCACUUCCUCUGCAGCAGCAGCAGCAACAACAACAGCAGCAACAACACCGUCAUCCGGCUAUGAGUGGCGGCAGUAGCAGCAUCGAUUUUGGGGACAUGGCCCACGGUCUGCGGCAGCAUCAGCAACAGCAACAGCAACAUCUCUACCAGCAGCAACAGCAACAUCAUCAUCAUCACCAGAUGAUCGCCACCGGCAGCGGCGGCUUCAUGCGUGCCAAUCAGCCGCCAAAUUUAACAGUAUUAUCGGCCAACUCGGCAUCGGCCACGCCCACUCCCACCGCCCGUCAACCCAAGUCAUCGAUGGCCCUUAGUCAGGCGAUAUAUGCGGGAUCCGGUUCCGUAGCCAUGUCCGGCUCUGGACCAGUAUCCGGGGGCAGUGAGAACAGUGACCUGAUGAUACGCUUACGGGAGUCGAUCAAGCAAAAGGAGGAGUUCCUCAAGUCGCCGGGUCCGGCUUCCCUGUCCUCCGCCUCAGCGGCCAAUGGCAAUGCGGCGCAGUCGUCGUCGUCCUCAUCGCCGGCACAACAGCAGCAUUUGCAGCAGCAUCAGCAGCACUUUUUUCCCUCACACACGCCGCCCGGUGGUGUACAGGUGGUGGCUCCCCCGCCACGCAGUCGCCACCAAGCGCUCCUUAAACAGCAGCAGCAGCAGCAACAGCAUCAGCAGGUUGUCCUGGGCUACGAUAUGUUUUAUGCCGGUGGCAAGCUAGUGCAGCGAUCAUCGACGGCUCCGGGUAGUGUUGUGAGCCAACAUCACCAGCAGAUGCACCACCAGCAGCAGCAGCAGCAGCAGCAGCAGGAACAGCAUCAUCACCAACACUUGCAUCAGCAACACCAGCAGAUCCAGCAGCAGCAACACCGCCAGGUUAUGAUCAAUAACAAUGCCAAGUACGCCAAGGAUCUCGAUUAUUUUGAGACGCUACAGGAAACGGGAGUUACCAACAAGGUAUUCGAACGGAAAUUGGUAUCGCACAUGUCCAAGGGAUUUGAUCCCUUUAAGCCGCUGUCUAUCAACACCAACGCUUUGGAGUCCUCCGCCAGCACAUCGAGCACCUCCACCUCCACGACCGCUACGGCGGUAAAAAAGCAGAGUGCCAUCCUGUACGAGUCGCUGCAACAGCAUCCGCUGGCCAAGUACCAUCAGCAAGGCGGCCAGCAGACAACGGUGGACGGACAGAGCAGCAGCAGUCGGAUGGAGCUGCACAAGGCGACGCUGGCGAAUGCCACCAUUGAUCCGGUGCCGCCAGCACCAGCACCAACCAACAGUAGUAAGUUUGUUGCGCUGCCGGAAAAGAAGGUGGCUUCUGUUGCCACGUUGGCGGAUAUUGCCGAGAGCAGUGCGGCCGCCAUAGUGGACAGUAGCUCCAGUGGAAACGUGGUUGUGCGACGCUUUAAGCCAUUAGCCUCAAGCUCUUUUGAUGAAGGCAAACCGAUGCGUCGAAUCUCCUAUUUGCGGGCCACCAACAACGAGGCCGACUUUAAUGCAGCAGAGGCAGCAGCGGCAGCAGCUGCUGGCGGGGAUCAAUUAGCAUCUGUACCAGCGCAAGCGUCAGCACCCGCAUCAGCUUCAGCUGCCGCGGCACCAAUGCCCAUUUCCAUACCCAUUCCGGUGGCUGCCGUCGUUGUGGAGCCGCAUAAAACGAAAUCCCUGGUUGAGGAGCAUCCGGAUCCCACUUAUGAUGUGAUUGGAGGCACUGGCGGUGGCCAUGAGUUUAUUGAGACGCCCAACGGCCUGGAGGAUGUGCGUCUGUCGGCCCACGGCAGUCGGCGGGCCUCCAUGAGCAGUGAUAUGCGAAGCAGCAUUCACAUUGAUGCCGAGCUAAAUGGCAAGUAUGUGCCCAACGAGCUGGAGGCCUUCGAAACGGAGAUUGAGAUCAAGUCCUCCUGCAUCAAUGGAAAGCGCAUGUCCGAGUACCGAUCGUGGCGUCAGGUGAAGCUGGAAAUCAAGGGCGAUCUGCUGCGCAUUUACUCAGGCCGCCAUGCCAAAUCGGAGCACAAUGUGAUAGAACUUGAUAUUAGAAACUUUAAGUUCUUCGACGAGUCGCUGGACAAGAAGAAGUACUUGAUCCGCAUGCAGUCGAAGCCAUCGCCCAGUGGAGCCCACUUGGCCACCUUGGGCAACGAGCUGAACCUGGACGAGAAUCACGACAAGCAGCUGCUGACCUCCUCGGGCAGUAGCAGUGCCAAUGAGCCGACAGCCUCCGCCGUCGCCUCCGCCUCUGCUUUGUCCACAUCCACCUCAUCGUCAACCUGCAGCAGUGGUCCCUACACCGAAAUCCUGUUCAAGACCAAGAGCAGCAACGAGAUGAAGCGCCUGUUUGGGCUGCUGCAGUGGAAGGAUAGCCUGAAUUAUGAUGAUAAUGAGCACCAACAGCUGCCCGGCAAGCAAAUGGCAGAGCCCCAGAAAACAGCCGCCACCUCGAGCAGCAGCAGCUACCUGGACGAUGUCCCAUCCGGUGGAGCAGCGGCAGCAGACAGCUCACCUUUGAGCUCCCAUUCAGCAGAGGCGGCGGCUGGUGGUCAUCAUCAUGUUUCGGCUUUGCCAGCCGCCGCAGCAAUUGUGGCCGCCACCAGCGACUCCAUAUCGCCGGUGAUGAAGGCCAGAAAGUCCUCAUCGCACAAGCAUAUACCCGAUAAGGAUUUGGGUUCCCCGAAAUCGAAGAACUGGAAGGAUUUACUCUUCCGCCGUGGCGGUGGCAGUGGCGGCGGCGGUGUCUCCCAUCAUCAGCACGACUUGGCAUCGCCAUCCUCUGGCUGCUCGUCAAAGCAAACCGGUUCCAUUGGCGUUCCCCUGCGCAACUGUCCCAUGUCAAAGCUGAAUCCCUGUGUGCCGCACCUGGUCGAGGUGUGCACCAAUAUCGUAGAGACCAAGGGCUUGAGUGUGGUUGGCAUCUAUCGUAUACCCGGCAACAAGGCGGCCAUAUCAGAACUCUCCGAGCUGGUCAACACCAAGGACUUUCAGUUCGAGAGCUGUGCCACGGAUGUGCGCUGGGAGGACGUGAAUGUGGUGAGCAGCCUGCUGAAGCUGUUCAUUAGGAGUCUGCCGGAUGCCCUGAUGCCGGCCAGCUAUUACAUCAAUUUCAUCGAGGCGGACAAGAAGGUGGGCCUGGAGAGGAUUGUGCUGCUGCGCGAGAUUGUGGAGUCUCUGCCGCGGCAUCCUUACGAGACGAUGAAGCAUCUGAUCCGGCACCUGUGCCGGGUGAGCGACAACUGUGAGGUGAAUCGAAUGGAGCCCAAGAAUCUGGCCAUUAUCUUUGGUCCCUCGAUCAUCAGGACACCGAAUGACACGCUGGAGACGGCGGUCAAGGAUAUGAAGCACCAGUGUCGGAUUGUUGAGCUGCUGGUGACGCAGUACGACUAUUUCUUUGAGGGCGGCAGUCUGCCGGACUUGGCCGAGGUCAGCGGCGCUUGUGCCGCCGUUAGUGCUGCCCAGCCUCAGCAGCAGACGCAGGAGGAUCAGACGAGCAUGCUGCUAAACAAUCUGUCCAAGAUCGAGCGAAUCACCGAGCGGGAGACCACAACGCGCACGUCGCGCUUUAUGCCGCAGCUGAGACGCAAGACCCAUGGCAAGCGGAGUGUGGUCAACUCGGACACUUACUCCGGCGAGAGUAUUCUGGUAAGCGGUAGUAGCUGCUCCGCCAGCAACACCACAUGCACCACAAACACCACCACCCACAACACCACCACAAGCAGUAGUAGUAGUAGCACCAUCACAACCACCACCACCACCACUACCAUCCAGCAGCGGCGACGGGCACAGCGCAAGGCUGUGCAGAGCAUUUGCGAUCAGGCUCUAAUCCUGCUCCUGCCCACACCCGUUUCCUCCGUCUCUCUGCCCUUUCAGUCGCUGGACUACGCCAAGGUGUCCUCUGCCUCCGCCUCGGCCUCGGCCAGCAGCACGGCCAGCACAUCGAGCAGCUCAACGCUGCACAGCGGCAAAGCGUCCGCCGCCUCAUCCUCGUUGUCCACCAGUUCCACAACCAAGCUAAGCUCAUCCUCUUCCAUAACGGCCACCUCAUCGAAGCUGUUGCAAAGUGCGGCUCUGAAGAAGCGCAGCACGGGCGGCUUCCUAGGCUCCUCCUCGCGUUCCUCACAGCAGACGACGCGCAAGGCCAGCCUGGAUGAGAAGGACUCGGGCAGCAUGGACUCCGCUGGCAGUCUGGCUUUAAAUUUAAAUCUGGCCAAGGAGCAGCAGCGCAGCAGUGUGGAUGUGUCGAUAUUGCUGACGGAUGAUGAGACCAGUAGCCGGCUCAGCGAUACGGGUUCCAUGUCGCUAACCACCAUCACGGACACGCUGGACACCAAGCUGAGGAACCUGCGCAGCGGCUCCGAGUCGAACGAUGAGAACGUUGCCGGCGGCGGUCGUGACUUUCCCAAGAAUCGGCGCCACACUUUAGGUCAGCCGCUGCACAUGCACUCCGAGAACAUUCCGUAUGCGGACGAGUCGCCCGAACGGCUGUUUCAUCAGUUUUGCAAUCCCUUGGAUGCAGCUCCCUUGUCCCUGCAUCUGAGUCGCUCCUGCACGGCCACGAAUACGAUUGGCGCCGGCAACGACGACGACGAGGAGCAGGAGGAGGAGAAGAAGCUAUCGAAGCCUUCGUCCAAGCCGCUGCCCCCGAGCUUGCUUAAGGCCGCCGCCCACAAGCUGCAGCAUUCGGCCACAGUGCCCAUACAUCAGGGCAGUUCUACGGCGCCUCCAAGCGGAGCAGCCACGCCCACUGGCAGCACUCCAACGGGCAGUGGAGGUGGAGUUAUGCCGCCACCGCCGCCGCGUAGCUCCUCAAGCAGUGUCAGCACGCUGACCAAGAGCCUGCAUACCACCAGAUUUGGCAGCAACUAUCUGAGCUACGAGCGAAGCCAAGCCACAGGGGGAGUGGGAGCAGGAGCAGCUGCCUCCGAGGAUGAUUCGGAGGGCUCCACAACCAGCGAUCCCAAGGAGAAGCUGAUGCUGGGCGAACGCCCCUCGCCCUCGUUUUUUCUCGAGCGCUACAACAAAAAGAGACGCGACCAUCGGUUAUUUCGCAGCGCCAGCUUCAACUGCCGAAACUACUCCACCCGACACCUGACCACCUCACAGACGACCACUCCGGGUGGAGGAGGAGGAGGAUCCUCCAGCGGCGUGGCAGCGAUAGCAGUGGGUAUGACCUGUUGCCAGGCACUGAAUCCCACCACCAGCACCGGCACUGGCCUGACCAAGGACGAGAAGACUGACAUGAAUCUGACCAAGAAGCGCCAAAUCCAGAACAAGCAGAAUCGUUCCAUUAAACGGCGGCACACGGUCGGCGGUCCUCAUGACUAUUCCGCCAGCAAUGGCAGUUGCUCAAGUCAUGCCCAUGCCCACGCCCACUUGCACUCGCAUUCGCAUCACGCACACGAUCUGGCGGCCAUCAACUACAAUCAUCACAAUCGCCAUCAUCAGCAGCAGCUUCUCAAGCUGAAUACCACGUCAGGUGGUGGUGGUGGUGUUUCCAGUGCCAAUGCUGCUGCGGCGGCAGAGACCACCACCACAACGACCACCACUACCACAAUGGUGCUGCGACGUCUGGAAGCGUCUGAGCCUGGCACGGGAUCAAGCAGCAGCAGCAGCAACAACAACAACUCGCCGCAAAGCGAUGGCAGCAAUGGGAAUGGAACAGCAGCCACUGGGGGAGUAACCCCACCGCCUGGCACCUCCGGCGGCGGUAGUAAUAGCAGCAGCAACAGCACCACACCGGCGGGAGCGGGGGAUCAGGUAGUGGAAGUGGGCAUACGCAUCAAGAACCUCAAUAGGGGACGCUUUUGAGCUCAAAAACCCUCAAAAAACAAGAAACACAGGAGUUUGAAUGGAAGAAAGGCGGGAUUACACCUGAAUAAACCUGAAUAUAUAUCCAUUUAUUAAGGAAAAAGCGUUUAAACAAUGAAAAGUUUGCACGAAACAGCAGAGCCACAAGAAAUUCGUUCAAAGAAAGCAGUAUUUUACAACAAUGAUAAACAAGUAAAUCAGUUUAACUAAAAAUAUAAACAAAAAAGGCAAGUUAACUAAAGAAAUAAACAAAAAAGAAAACAAGUUACCUAAAAAUAUAAACAAACAAAAAAUUAGGUAAACGCAAGAAAACUAAACAAAAAUGUGUUGUAAAAUCAAAGGGUUCAAAAAGCAAGUUUUCAUGAAUGUUUUUAAUCAUUCAGAAGAACUUGCUUAUACAUAUAUAUAUAUAACCCAAAAGAUUUAUGUCAAUAGAAACACAGUCACCAUAGUCUAUAUAUUAAUAUAUAAUAGAUAUAUAAUAAUAAUUACAAUAUAUAUCUAUUAUAUAUCGAAGAGUGUGCAAAAAUGUUGUAACCAGCAACAGUUUUUUGAGCCAGAAAUCAGGUAAUCAGGCAGAGAGCAAUUGCAAAAUGGUAAUAUCCACUUGAAAAUAUCAAGAUAUAUACUUUAUAUAUAUACUAAAUGUACAAGUGUCCCAACAACUAAUUAUUUAAUUAAAAAGAAAGCUUGACCAACCAACAAAUAACAAUGAAAAAAAAAACACCAAUGGUUGUUGUUGAGUUGGAAUAAUAAGAAAAGUUGGUACAUCUUCCUAUAAAAUAUUGUAAAUCGCCCCUAGAUGUGGCUUUCAACAACAACUAAUUAUUUAAUUAAAAAGAAAGCUUGACCAACCCAUAAAUAACAAUGAACACCAACUGUUGUUGUUGAGUUGGAAUAAUAAGAAAAGUUGGUACAACCUCUUAAAAAUAUUGUAAACAAUGCAACGCAGCAAAUGAAACAAUCGAAGAUGAAACUAUAAGAAGCGGCAAGUAAUUUAUUUAUUCGCACACUUACACUGAGAGAAAAACACACAAACUAAAAUGGGAACCAAGCUAAGAAUCGCGCAAAUGAGAGAGAGAAAGCAACAGAGUUGAAGAGACAGAGCGAAAGAGAGAGAUCUAUAUUGAGGAUAGACAAAGAAAGAGAUAACUAUUUUGUAAAACGUAUACAAGAAACACAUUAAAUACAGAGGAAAAACGCAUAAAUAACCCCACACACACAGACUCAUAUAUAUUUGUAAAAUAAUCAUAUUUAAUAUAACAAUUAACGAACGCAACAAAUUGUUAAAAAAAUAAACAUAAACAAAAAGGAAGGAAGGUGUCGCCUGUCCGGUUUGAAAGCC